Cornus florida is the source of this 1083-nucleotide messenger RNA. Its product is annotated as wax ester synthase/diacylglycerol acyltransferase 5-like. Gene Ontology annotation, biological process: triglyceride biosynthetic process. Gene Ontology annotation, cellular component: plasma membrane. Gene Ontology annotation, molecular function: diacylglycerol O-acyltransferase activity; long-chain-alcohol O-fatty-acyltransferase activity. Lineage: Eukaryota; Viridiplantae; Streptophyta; Magnoliopsida; Cornales; Cornaceae. The transcript is spliced from 7 exons. Bases 1 to 1071 code for a protein of 356 amino acids. The record is from RefSeq and is a predicted model, not a curated record.
AUGAGACUUAGGUUGAAGCUUAGAGGCUUUAACUAUGGAGUUCGAGGGUUUACAGAGGCUGAACAGAUGAAGAAGACGACUUCAGCACCAACUCAGCCGACUAAGUUGGAAACUCAACCGACUAAGUUGGGAACUCAGCCUGCUAAGUUGGGAACUCAGCCUGCUCAGUUGGACCGCGACUUGGAUGUUGGCUUCCAACCCUCAGGCUUUGCGACUGCAUUGUUCUUGAAGGACACUAAAACGCCUGCAUUGUUCUUGAAGGACACCAAAAAGCCUCUGAAAGGUUCUCGGGGUGUUGAGAACAAUCCUCGCCGUUUCAUUCACCGGACAGUUGGUCUUGAAGAUGUUAAGUUGAUAAAGAAUGCCAUUAACAAUACGAUCAACGAUGUGGUGGUUGGAGUCACACAAGCUGCUUUGUCUCGAUAUCUAAACAGGAGAUAUGGUGAGAUUAUGAAGGAAAAGGGAGCAAUGGAGAAGAAAAACUACCUUCCAAAGAACUUUCGCCUUAGAGCAACCUUUUUCAUCAACAUAAGACCAUUCGUAGGGAUUCAUGCUCUGUUUGAUAUGAUGAAAAAGGGUACUAAGGUAAGAUGGGGCAACACGAUCGGCUAUGUCCUCCUUCCCUUCACCAUUGCAUUGCUGGAUGACCCAUUAGAUUAUGUUCGUGAAGCAAAAAGUGUUAUUGAUAAAAAGAAAGCUUCAAUUGAACCUGUAUGCACAUACAGAAUUACUAAGCUAAUUAUCAAGUUCUUUGGCAUUAAGGCUGCAGGUGUUCUCAAUUACAAAGUUUUUUCCAACACAACAUUAUGGUUCUCCAACGUACCUGGACCCCAAGAAGAAAUUGCAUUUUGUGGGCAUUCAAUGGCCUACUUUGCUCCCAGUUGUUUUGGCCAACCCAAUGCAUUGAUGAUUCAUGUGGUGAGUUAUAUAGACAAAUUGACCUUCAUGAUAUCAGCUGAUGAAGGAACAAUUCCGGAUCCACAACAGCUGUGUGAUGAUCUUGAACACUCCCUCAACCUCAUCAAAUCGGCUGUCUUAGCUAAAGAUCGAUCAGUACUGCAUCAAGAAUGAAUGACUAGCAAG